Microthlaspi erraticum is the source of this 324-nucleotide messenger RNA. Lineage: Eukaryota; Viridiplantae; Streptophyta; Magnoliopsida; Brassicales; Brassicaceae. The record is from the annotation of a GenBank genome assembly.
AUGUCUCCUGCACGUGACGAUACGGACUUGGUAAACGAACGAUGCGACCAAGCGCUGAUCCGUAUCCAGAACUAUCAGCAAGCGACGGCCAUAUACUACAACAUCAACGUUCGAAGCAGAUGGUUCGGAAUAGGAGAAUUGGCCCUACGCAAGGUCUUCCAAAACACCGCCGAGCUGAACGCAGGAAAGCUGGGCACAAACUGGGAAGGUCCCUACAAGAUCACCGAUAUCAUGCGACCCAGAGCCUACAAACUCGAAGGGAUAGACGGAAAAACGAUACAAAAGCCUUGGAACGUGAUGCACUUGAAGAAGUACUACCACUAG